Manduca sexta (tobacco hornworm) is the source of this 1597-nucleotide messenger RNA. RefSeq lists its product as uncharacterized. The record is from RefSeq and is a predicted model, not a curated record. The transcript has 4 exons. NCBI's taxonomy places the organism in Eukaryota, Metazoa, Arthropoda, Insecta, Lepidoptera, Sphingidae. The coding region runs from base 142 to 930 and encodes 262 amino acids.
GCGCGCUUUGACCAUCCGUCAGUCGCAUUUCUGCCAUUGAACCAUGGACAUGAUUUUAUAAAUAAAAAAAAAGUUUUAGAAAUAAAAGUGAAAUUAAAGGAACGUAGUAUAUUUUGAAGUAUAGGUAUAUUCAUUGAUGGGAUGGUGUCUAAAGGGGUACUAUUGACAUGCCACGGGCUGGUGUGGGCGGCGGCGCUCGCCCUGGCGUUGUGGGCGAGCGGGGCGCGGGCUGCCGCACGCUACGACACUGCUACGCCAUACACGCCGCCUUACAACCGCAAGUACAUACCACUACAUGGCAAUGACGAGUCCUACGAUCCGUACCAGUCGGACUCGCCGGCUGAAGAACCUGACACAGGUUCGAGGGUGCCGCCUUCACAGUACAUCAUGAGCGCUCUACGCACGGUCCUGGACGUCGUCAGAAACAUCAACAAGCAAAGAUCUCUGAAGAAAUCACUCCCGCCGGCGAACAACUCCACUGCACUUAUUUCUAAACGAACAAAGUUAGUGAAUGGCACUUCAGUAGGCGAAGGUCGUGGGUUCGAAGACUAUUAUGACGAGCACCACGAGCACCACGAACACGAGACUACCACCAUGAAACCUAUAAAGCAGGGCAGAUACACCGACCCAUGGGCUGGAUACUAUGACUGGAUCAUCAACGAGGGCUCCUUCAAAUUCUGGAGUGUGUUCCAACUCUUCACGGCAGCUCUACUCCUAUACGCUUGCCUAUCUGCCAUCUACUACGCGAAAUUCAACCCUAUUCUGCCUGACUACAGUAUGGAAUACGAUGACUAUUUCCUCGAGAGAACCGUCGGCAGGAAAGCACGGAGUCUCGACGUCUCCGAACUGGCCUCAGGUUUGACUUGGAUGAACCCCACCACCUUCCAGUUUAUACUAGAUGCUAUAUCGAACCAUUAUAAGGAGGAAUAAAUACAAUCGUGGUAACGUAGUUUAAUACGAGGCAACAAUGAUUAAGGAUGAGUUAGGGAUUUUCUGGAUAGCAUUUAUAUAUUGGUUAUUAAAUGCUAACUAUGUGAAUAAUCCUCUCCAUACAAAGUAAUAAAUUAUUAAAAAAUCUGAAAUAGCAAAAUAAAGCCCAGAUUUUUCUAAUUUAAUAUUGAAAAGACUUUAUUUUGGCAGCUUUGCUUUAAUACAUGUUUUUUCUUAAUAGACAUAAGAAACGAAAUAAUGCAAAUUAGGCGAUUAUUUGUAUUGGAAAUGCCUACAAAGUGUACAGGUUACAUUAUUUAAUCAGAAAACUAUAGCCAAAAAUAUUUUUUUUCCAUGCGAAUAUUAAUAUGUUUUGUUACUUUAAAUGAUAGUGUUCUUGUUGCUUGGUAUUGAAUAUUGUUGACGAUAUCUAGCACCCAUUCUAGCUUUCCGACAGUGGUAAAGACUUUCUAGGAUAGGCUCAAUCGCUUCUAAAUUCGCAUUUAAGUGUUAGGCCUGAUUUGACAGAACUUAAAUGUAAGUUCUCAUUGAAUCGGGUCUGUGUAAGAGUGUAGUCGAUAUUUUGUAUUCUAUUUUAGAUUUAACCUUACAAUAUGCUCAAUUUUAGUUCCUAAACCUUUUAAGAAUAAAUAUAAAUAUCUUUUUA